CCUCCACCCAGUGCCAUACCUUCCAAGGCCAAUUUCUGCUUGCUCCUCCUCUCUCCUAAGAUGGGUACUUACCAAGGAAAGUAAGUUUCCCCAAGUAGGACCACUGUGGCUAAAAAUGAGCAACUGAACGUAGGCGGACAGGACCAGCAAGGAAACAACCGCUAAGAGUUAAGGACUGCAGGACGUGCCGCUCCCGGACAAGGCCUAGGACUCUGCCACGAGAAGUGACGUCAAUGCUGGGCUUGAGCGGUGCCAGGCAACUCUGGCAACGGUUAGCGUCUCUGGCAACCGUUGGCAACACUGGCAACGGAGGCAGCUACGCCUCUGGACUGAGCACUUGGACUCAGCUCUUCUGUGUUUUCAGGAUGGAAGACACUUACAUGGAUUCCCUGGACCCUGAGAGGCUAUUACAAUGCCCCUAUGAUAAAAAUCACCAGAUCAGGGCCUGCAGACUGCCUUAUCAUCUUGUCAAGUGCAGAAGGAUUCACCCUGAUGUUGAGAACAAAGUGGUUACUUGUCUCUUCAAUGCUAGCCACCGGGUUCUUCAUGCUGAAAUUAUUAAUCAUAUCUCAAGCUGUGAUGACAAGAAUUGUUCUGAGCAGCAUGUGGACAGCCAAAUCAGAGAUUUUGGACAAGAACCCAUGGCUGAGAGCACAUGGCAGGGCCCUCCAUGUGAAGAAGACUGGGAUAAAGCAGAAUUGUUGGGGCAAUCUAGCACCCCAUUUGUCUGGGGCACUGCCCACUUAUGUGUCAACAACAGUUCUGCAAACAACAUAAUUACAGAACGUAAGAGAAACCUGGCCUCAGGCAGGCGGGUUCCCAAGACUGUGCGCUAUGUUCUACCAUGGAAAAACAAUGGAAAUGCACAGUAACUGGACAUUAGUCUUAGAUGCCAGACACUGGAAGAUUCUUAUUCCUGCUACACAAGAAUUCUUCAUUUUGACCCCCUUAUCUAAAUAUACAACAGUAAACUGUGACUUUCAAACUGACAAAUGCCUUUUUUCCUCCUUUGUGUUCUUUAGACAUUUGGUGUCAGAGCUUUCAUAUAUAACAUUUAGUUAGAUACUUUGAGCAUUUGUUCUAAUUAAUGAGACAAAGAUUUGACAUUAUCUUAAGUAUCCCAGAAAAGGAAGCAGGAAACAUGGGCUAGAAAAAAUAAUUACGUAUUUGUGUUCUCUGGCAUCCACUGACUUUCUUUUAUUUUUUCUUUGUUUAGUUCAUUUGUUUGCUUUUUGAGGCAGCACCUCAAACACCUCAGCACAGUAGCCCAUGCUGGCUGUGAACUCAGGGUCCUGCUGCUUCAGUCAUCCAAGAGCCAUGACAACCUGGCCUGGACAAAUUUACAGAAAUGGGUUUGUUAAUAUCAACAUAUCUGUUCAUGCAAUCUCUGAGAUGUUGAUAGCAUUUACAUAGCACUUCCUUUUUAUUGUUUUGCUUGGGGAUUUUGCUGAGAAUGGUGUAGAACUCACUAUGUAUCUCACUGCUGGAAUUAUAGGCAUGUACACCUGCCCUCCAUUCAUAUUUAAAAUCUUUAGGACAUCUUGCUGUGUGAACAUUUCCAACAUAGAGAAGGUUUGUUUUAUUUAUGUCUACACAUUCCAUAUAGAAAAUGUAGUAGUUGUUAAAAUAGGUGUUAAUUAUUACAUAGGGUUGAAGCCUGCAAAGGAGGAAGGAACAAAGAAAUCUGUGGAGAAGACAUAGGCUUUUGAGAUGUGUGAGAAUUUUGAUUCUGUUUCCAACAUUAAAUCUGUGAGGAUGACCACCAUAGGAUAUGUGUGUGUCCAUUUAGAUUCCCGAAACACCCUAGAUCUGGCUAUUCUAGCAUCUCAUGGACUCUCACCAGGAGGAGACUUUAUGGUCUCUCCAGAUGAGUUUUGGUAGGAGUGUGUUACUGUGUUAGGAACUGAACCUAAAACCUGAUGCCUGCAAAGCUAGUGUUCUAUCACCCAGACAAGUUUUAGGUUGUUUUCAGGAUAAAUUUGGUUUGGUUUUAAAACCGUAAGGCAUAGGGUAGAGUUUGGGAUCUGGUAUAAAUAGGAAUUUGGAUGAAGCAUACCUACAAAUGUUUCCAGAAAUAUUCUCUGUAGUAUUGUUUGCAGGUGACAGAUAAGAUUGGGGCAUGGAGUUCAGUGGGCUGCCUCCUUCCAAGAGUUUCACACAAGCAGGAUUCUCUCCUAAUGUGGCAGAGCUAUGUGGUUUAUUUAGGUCCACACUAAAAGCAAUCAGCACCAGUUCAACGUUAUUUC
Castor canadensis (American beaver) is the source of this 2246-nucleotide messenger RNA. The record is from RefSeq and is a predicted model, not a curated record. NCBI's taxonomy places the organism in Eukaryota, Metazoa, Chordata, Mammalia, Rodentia, Castoridae.